CCCUCCUUUCGACACUUGUGUCAUUUGUCCCUCUUUUUGUGAGUCCCUCCUUUCGACACUUGUGUCAUUUGUCCCUCUUUUUGUGAGUCCUUUCCCCCCUUUCCCAGCUGUGAGCCUGGUUUGGACGGGGGUCCCACCACCCGGGACUCCAGGGUCCCCCGCAGCGGAGACGUCAGGCCCGCCUGGGCUUGGGGAAGCCCCCGCUGACUCCUAGGUUCGCCUUGUUCUAAUAGAUAUUUGGAGAGAGAAAAAGAGACUUGAAGAGGCAUUUUAAAAUUGUAUUGAAAUCCUUACUUCUCUUAUGGCCGCACUUCUUUCAGGUCUUGGAUCUGAGGACCGCAACACGAUGUCAAAUGAAAACGAUCAGAAAUCACAGUUGCUCACCAAACCAUCUUUCAGCGAGUUGCAAGCCGCCACACUGGUAGAGUCAAUUUUUGGGUUAAAAGUUUCCAAGGUCAGGGCGCUCCCCAGCUACGAUGAUCAGAACUUUCACGUGCACAUUUCGAAAGAUAACGGAGCUCCAGAAGAGUUGUCGGAAUAUGUCCUGAAAAUCACAAAUAGCGAGUCUAGUAAGAACUCUGACCUGAUUGAAGUGCAAAGCCAUGCCAUCAUGUUUCUGAGGAAGGAGGGUUUUCCAACAGCUGCCCUGCAAAGUACUAAAGAAGGCAACAUAACUUUUCUGAUGACUGUAGACUGUGGCUCAGAAACCAAAAGUUACAUGAUGAGGCUAUUGACUUACCUCCCAGGAAGACCCAUAGCACAAGUCCCCACCACUCCUUCAAUUUUAUAUGAGAUUGGGAAAGUAGCAGCCAAGAUGGAUAAAACUUUGGAAGAGAAAUUCCGCCACCCAGGAAUAAAUAGUCUCCAUCGAGGGGACUUUAUCUGGAACUUAAAGAAUGUACCUCUUUUGGAGAAAUAUGUUCACGCCUUAGAUGGGAAUGGAAAUCGUGAGAUCGUGGAUCAAGUUAUUCAACAGUUCAAAGACAAAAUAUUGCCCAAGUUAAAUCAUUUUCGAUCAUGUAUCAAUCAUGGGGACUUUAAUGACCACAACAUUUUAGUAGAUGUCAGCAGGGCUUCCCCUGAAGAUGCCUCUUAUUGCAUAUCUGGAAUUCUGGACUUCGAUGAUAUGAGCUACGGGUAUUAUGUGUUUGAAGUGGCAAUAACGAUCAUGUAUAUGAUGAUUGAGAGCAAGAACCCUCUUCUGGUAGGAGGCCACGUCCUUGCAGGGUUUGAAAGCAUCGUGCCCCUGACAGCCGAAGAGAGAGAUGCGCUUUUCCUAUUGGUAUGUAGUCGGUUUUCUCAGUCCCUGGUCAUGGCUGCAUAUACUUGCUUACUGUAUCCUGAGAACAAGGAAUACCUCAUGAUUACGGCCAAAGCUGGCUGGAAACACCUACAGCAGAUGUUUGGCAUGGGUCAGAAAGCUGUAGAAAAUAUCUGGUUUGAAAUUGCACAGUCCUACCCACCGGGGAAGCCAGUAUGAUUCUUUAAUUUUGCAGAGAAAGCGCUAUUAAUUUGGGUACACCAAGUCAGGAUUUCCCCAAGCAGUGCAUCACUAUGCUCUGGGAGCCUCCAGCUGGGCCUCAGGAUCUUACUCUGCAGCCGUAUUUAAUUUCACUCAAGUUUGGAAGUGUACCCGCAUAAGCAUAAUGAAGCCCAAGAUGCUGGUGUCCAGAAUGGCAGGAAGGUCCCCCAAUUCUGAACACUUCCAUCUUGGAUUUUACUGUCCAAGUGCGGUAAAAUCCAAGAAGGUGGCAGUUGAAAAGUUCAGAAACACCAUUCUAGGUAAAGACUUGCUUGGAAUCAUUUGACACAAGCCAAUUUUUCUUGUAACUUAAGCCUACAUUUCUGUGAGUUUGGACCAAUUGAAUGGAUCAAUUUUAAAACAAACUAUGACGUGCCAGUUUAAUAGUUCUGAACACAUGAUUUGUUCUUUCUCAUUCUCAUUAUUUUAUGAGAAAACUUAGAUCUAGAUGAAGUGCCAACUGUCCUACCCAUCUAUCUGUUUUUGUCUUUCCAGUUAAAUACAGGCUACUCCAUAACAUGUUCUCACUUCCCAUUUUGGAUAGAACACUUGAAGUAGGGAUUGUUGUUAUGACAGUUAAUUUCUGGGCUGGUCUGGGCCCUAGAUCUGGCUUUGGUAGCCCUUUGGGUAGCCCACAGAGACUGUCCUCCUGGUGACUUGAUAUGGGAUAAAGUAUGGGACUUUAGUAGCCUUAAUGCUCCGUAGGGCCUGAACUCAGUAUAAAGUUUUUUUCCCCCGUUGCUAGGACCUCUUUUCUGUGGAUUUUUUUU
Molecule: messenger RNA, 2292 nt
Organism: Tachyglossus aculeatus (Australian echidna)
Lineage: Eukaryota; Metazoa; Chordata; Mammalia; Monotremata; Tachyglossidae
Gene: HYKK
Product: hydroxylysine kinase
Exons: 6
Coding region: 302-1480 (392 amino acids)
Molecular function (GO): amino acid kinase activity
Source: RefSeq, a predicted model, not a curated record